Molecule: messenger RNA, 675 nt
Organism: Stylonychia lemnae
Lineage: Eukaryota; Ciliophora; Spirotrichea; Sporadotrichida; Oxytrichidae
Source: the annotation of a GenBank genome assembly
AUGAUAAGACCCUUUGACUCUGAUUUUCAAAAUUUAGUUGAGAUAUUUAAUGAAGCAACAGUGCUGAUAACUAUUGACAUUACUUUUUUGUUUAACUAGUCAGUAGAUGAUGAAGAGGCUAAGAUUUAUGCUGGCUGGAUGUUGAUAUCUAUAGUUUUACUAAAUUUUUUUACAAAUUUCUUGGUUAUCCUUAAAGAAACAAUAAAGUAAUUGAUAAGAUAUAUCGCUUAUAUUAGAAUGAGAAUCAGAAUCAAAAGAGGAGUUAGAAAUUAAAUGCUUUAAGUAACUAAAAUGUUUAAAUUCAAUAGAAUUUCUUUCGAACCUUAUGAUGGAUUUGAUACUCCAAGGGCCUUGCCCAACGGUAAUUAACUUGAAACUAUCUAAGAAGAAUCCUUACACUGGGAUCGAGAUGUUUAAGUCAUUUAAUUUGAGGAUGAUACUCAGAGAUAGACUCAUGCCACAGAGUUUAAAACUACAAAUACCUUAUUUAGCAAAAGGUCUUUAGGAAUUAAGACAUAUUCUGAGAAUAAUUUCGAAUUGCUUUUGAAGUAAAAAUCAAUCAAUACUACUUUUGAUUCUCCUCAAAAAUAAUUAAAAUCAAGAUCUCAAUCAACUGCUUUGGAUAGUGAUUAAAAGGAGUUGAUCAGGAAAAAAAUGGAUGAUACUGAACAUUGA